This is a messenger RNA of Durusdinium trenchii, 1483 nucleotides long. NCBI's taxonomy places the organism in Eukaryota, Dinophyceae, Suessiales, Symbiodiniaceae. The record is from the annotation of a GenBank genome assembly.
UUUCAGGCUGUUUCAAUCAAACGGUUCCGUUUGCAAGUGCAGCGCUGGGUGGUAGUCAGCCCACAUGCCCAAAGCCUUUUCUGUGGAACGCCUAUCAAGUGAGUCCAGUGAUUCUGACGCUGGCCAGCAAGAGGGCCAGCAAAGCGCUCCUGCUGCAAAGCGUCGUCGUGUUCAAGACAAGACAGACAUAGACAAGGCAUCUGAGGCAUAUUUGCGAUCGCUGAUUGGAAAGCAAUGCCCUUGCAAGAAGCGAGAGUGCUUGCUUCAAUUUGCAGAGCCCUCCAAAUUUGCUGCGCUAGCUGAGUAUCGCUCACAUUGGCUUGAUCUAGAGAAGUUAGACCAAGACACCUUCGCAUUGGACCGAAUGAAGACCAUGAUCCAGGCCUGUGAAGGUGAUGGUAAUGGGUUGAUGAAGUGGUCCAUUGAAGGUGUGCAGACUUGUCGAAGGGCAUGGAAAGCUUUACACAACAUGGGUAGCUGAGCUGGAUGACAGAAUUGAAUGGCAACGAUUGUGCGUGAGGGUCGCCUUUUUCCAUCUGGUAGGUGCACACAGGCUGAUUGCCCAAAACGACGCAGCCUAGGCACUGGACGACGCCAGAGAAUUUUCCAGGCAGCGCAGAAACGGGCAGUGUCUGCGCCAGUGGACCUUCGGUAUGUGAAGAGGCCAUAUUCGGACAAGAAGGGGAAGUCAGAAGAUUGUGUCCGUGGAGAUGUUGUUUCAUUCCUGGGUUCUCUUUGGGCAUCUGUAGCGGAGACGCUCCCUGAUGUUCGUGACGAUACGUUUGACGAUGUGGAUCCGGAGGUGAGCUCUCGGAACAUCCGCUCCUUUGUGGUCCAGUACCUGAGGAGUGGACACACACACGAGGACAUAGACCAAACAUUCGGAGCCCUAUCGAAACAUCUCCUUAGAGUUCGGGACCUUCAAUCACCUUCAGACGUGGUCAACACCAUCAAAGACUUUUUGCAGAAGGCGAAAAUGGCAUGGGAGACCGAGAGACAUGUAGUGAUGAUGGAUUCCAUCAGGGAUUGGAACGGCUUUCUCACAGAACCUGUGCCCUUCAAGCUGGUCGGAAUCGGAGGGCCUGGGGCGCCCCAUUACUUUAAGCUGCAGCGCCGUGUGGAUGCAGGAUUGCAAAGCUACGAGAUCCAGAACAAGUUGUGGCAUUACCCAGAGCACCCUGACGAUGUAAUUCUCAGGACAAAACAGUGGAUGGCCAGCCCAGAGUUCACUUUCACCAGUUUACUGUACCCUCGCCACCUUGCCUUCGAGCGUCUUCGCCUUGGUGUGCCUGCAGGUCUGGCUGAGAAACGCGUCAUUGACCCGGAGCACAAGAAGCACUUGACUCGCUUCUUGCCCGCCUUGCGAGUGCCUUUGUUUGGGUUGGGCAAGUUCGCUGAUUGGCUUGAAGCCUGGCUGGACGGAAGCCUGGAGCAAUGUGAUCUCUUGGAUGUCACCGCGUGCCUGUGCAUUCCGUAUGGCUGA